Messenger RNA from Bradysia coprophila, 583 nucleotides. RefSeq names its product vesicle-associated membrane protein 3 pseudogene. The record is from RefSeq and is a predicted model, not a curated record. Lineage: Eukaryota; Metazoa; Arthropoda; Insecta; Diptera; Sciaridae.
CAAAAAACUUCAAUUAGAAAUUUGUAAAUGGUUGUCGUUGUUCUUCCUUAAUUUUAAAUUUUACGACUUAAUCGGUGAAUUAGUUAAAAUCGAUUCUGUACAUUAACUCUGGAAUGGACAUCCAAAACACAGUAGCAUCCACUUCAAAUAAAUUGCAGCACGAAACAACCGCUCAACUAGUACAAAAAACACAAACUGAAGUGGACGAAAUAGCUGACAUAAUGCGAGUUAAUGUUGUAAAAGUGAUGGAACGUGAUCACAAACUAGAUGAUCUAAACAAACGUGCUGAUGCAUUGCAACAGGCCGCAUCUCAAUUCAAACUACGGUCUCAUAAAUUGAAACGGAAACAGUGCUGGACUAAUGUCAAAAUGAAAAUUGUAUUGGGCGUAAUUGGUGUGAUCGUGCUGAUUGUCAUCUUCGUAUUUACAUGGCCAGAGAAAGAUUCAACAGAAGAUCCAUCUACAACAUCAGCAACCGAAGAUCCAUCUACAACAUCAACAACAGUAGCUCCUUGAGGAAAUUCUUAAGUCAUAAAUUGUGUAGUCGGUAACUAUGUCUUUGCAAUUACAUUCAAUUUAGUAAA